UCCCAGUUCCUGCUAAGUUUAACAAACUUGCAGUGCUCUCCAGGAUAGCUGGAGCGGCCACAAAGGAAACUCCUGCGGAGGCUGAAGGACUUGGAGACGGGACCUCUACAGGGAGAGGGCAGGCCGGCCCUUGGGGAGAACAAUGUGGCCCCAAGGCUGAGUCCAGUCAGGGUCUGGCCUUGGCCUCAGUCCCCCAAGGAGCCGGCCCUCCACCCCAUGGGGUGGUCGCUGCCCAAGGAGAAGGGGCUAAUUCUCUGCCUAUGGAACAAGUUUUGCAGAUGGUUCCGGAGAGGCAAGUCAUGGGCUCAGUACCGAGAUGAGCAGAACCUGCUGCAACAGAAGAGGAUCUGGGAGUCUCCUCUCCUUCUAGCUGCCAAAGAGAACAAUGUCCAGGCUCUGACCAAGCUGCUCAAGUAUGAGGCCUGUAAGGUGCACCAGAGAGGAGCCAUGGGGGAGACAGCGCUGCACAUAGCUGCCCUCUAUGACAACCUGGAGGCUGCCAUGGUGCUGAUGGAGGCAGCCCCGGAGCUGGUCUUUGAGCCCAUGACAUCUGAGCUGUACGAGGGUCAGACUGCACUACACAUAGCUGUUGUGAAUCAAAACGUGAACUUGGUGCGAGCCCUGCUUGCCCACGGAGCCAGCGUCUCUGCAAGAGCUACAGGACUGGCCUUCCGCCACAGCCCCAGAAACCUCAUCUACUUUGGGGAGCAUCCUUUGUCCUUUGCUGCCUGUGUGGGCAGUGAGGAGAUCGUGAGGCUGCUCAUUGAACAUGGAGCUGACAUCCGAGCCCAGGACUCCCUAGGAAACACAGUGUUGCACAUCCUCAUCCUGCAGCCCAACAAGACCUUUGCCUGUCAGAUGUACAACCUGCUGCUGUCCUAUGAUGGACGUGGGGACCACCUGAAGUCCCUGGACCUUGUGCCCAAUCACCAGGGUCUCACUCCCUUCAAGCUGGCUGGAGUGGAGGGCAACACCGUGAUGUUCCAACACCUGAUGCAGAAGCGGAAGCACAUACAGUGGACAUACGGGCCUCUGACCUCUACGCUCUAUGACCUCACGGAGAUUGACUCCUCAGGGGAUGAGCAAUCCUUGCUGGAACUUAUUGUUACCACCAAGAAGCGAGAGGCUCGCCAGAUCCUGGACCAGACGCCAGUGAAGGAGCUGGUGAGCCUCAAGUGGAGGAGAUAUGGGCGUCCAUACUUCUGUAUGCUGGGUGCCAUAUACGUGCUAUACAUCAUGUGCUUCACCAUGUGCUGUGUCUAUCGCCCUCUCAAGACAAGGACCAGUAAUCGCACGAGCCCCCGAGACAACACCAUCUACCAGCAGAAGCUACUUCAGGAGGCCUACGUGACCCCCAGGGAUGACAUCCGACUGGUAGGAGAAAUGGUGACUGUCAUCGGGGCUGUGAUAAUUCUUCUCGUGGAGAUUUCAGACAUCUUCAGGUUUGGAGUCACUCGUUUCUUUGGACAGACCAUCCUUGGGGGGCCAUUCCAUGUCCUUAUCAUCACCUAUGCUUGCAUGGUACUGGUGACCAUGGUAAUGCGUCUCACCAACGCCAGUGGGGAGGUGGUGCCCAUGUCCUUUGCCCUGGUGCUGGGCUGGUGCAACGUCAUGUACUUCGCUCGAGGAUUCCAGAUGCUGGGCCCCUUCACCAUCAUGAUCCAGAAGAUGAUUUUUGGAGACCUGAUGCGAUUCUGCUGGCUGAUGGCUGUGGUCAUCCUGGGCUUUGCCUCAGCCUUCUAUAUCAUCUUCCAGACAGAGGACUCCAGCGAGCUGGGCCAUUUCUACAAUUACCCCAUGGCUCUGUUCAGCACCUUCGAGCUGUUCCUCACCAUCAUCGACGGCCCUGCCAACUAUGCUGUGGAUCUGCCCUUCAUGUACAGCAUCACCUAUGCAGCCUUCGCCAUCAUCGCCGCGCUGCUCAUGCUCAACCUCCUUAUCGCCAUGAUGGGUGACACGCACUGGCGUGUGGCCCACGAGCGGGAUGAGCUGUGGAGGGCCCAGGUCGUGGCCACCACCGUGAUGCUGGAGCGGAAGCUGCCUCGCUGCCUGUGGCCCCGCUCCGGGAUCUGUGGGCGCGAGUACGGGCUGGGGGACCGCUGGUAUCUGCGGGUGGAAGACAGGCAGGACCUCAACUGGCAGCGAAUCCAGCGCUAUACAAAGGCCUUCCACAGUCUGGGCCCUGAUGACUUGGACAAAAACUCAGCGGAAAAACCGGAGUUGGACCGCCCCCACCUGUUCCUUCCUGUACCCUCGGUCUCUCGAAGUACCUCCCGUAGCAGCACCAACUGGGAGAGACUUCGGCAAGGGACCCUUAGAAGAGAUCUGAGGGGUGUGAUCAACCGGGGGCUGGAGCAUGGGGAGGGCUGGGAGUAUCAGAUCUGAGUGAAUGCUCUUGCUUCAGUUCCCAGAAGUUGCUCACAUUUUCCUGGGGUCAUUAACAAAACAAAACAAAACAAAACAAAACUAGAGCUCUAAUCUCCCAGGUACAAGGGGGGCAUGGGGAAUAGCAUGAGCUCCAAGGAAAGCACAUUGGAAGUAACUGUGCUCUGGGUCUCUAUUACUCCUUCGGCUCUGGGGCAAAUGGAAACCAGCGAGGUGGUCCAAGCUUUGCCCCAAGCAUGGGGG
Molecule: messenger RNA, 2628 nt
Organism: Choloepus didactylus (southern two-toed sloth)
Lineage: Eukaryota; Metazoa; Chordata; Mammalia; Pilosa; Megalonychidae
Product: transient receptor potential cation channel subfamily V member 6
Exons: 15
Coding region: 217-2385 (722 amino acids)
Biological process (GO): calcium ion import across plasma membrane
Cellular component (GO): membrane
Molecular function (GO): calcium channel activity; protein binding
Source: RefSeq, a predicted model, not a curated record